Guillardia theta CCMP2712 is the source of this 733-nucleotide messenger RNA. It is a transcript of the gene VPS60, whose product is annotated as vacuolar protein sorting protein 60. The transcript is spliced from 5 exons. The coding region runs from base 4 to 675 and encodes 223 amino acids. NCBI's taxonomy places the organism in Eukaryota, Cryptophyceae, Pyrenomonadales, Geminigeraceae. Gene Ontology annotation, biological process: vesicle budding from membrane; late endosome to vacuole transport via multivesicular body sorting pathway. Gene Ontology annotation, cellular component: multivesicular body. The record is from RefSeq and is a predicted model, not a curated record.
AGAAUGCGAAGAUUAUUUGGUGGAAAGAAGGAGCCUGGUCCCCCUCCUCCGAGCUUGACAGAUGCGACGGAUACAGUGAACAAGCGGACUGGAGUGCUGGAAGAAAAGAUCAGAGGUUUGGACAAACAGCUUCUAACGCUCAAGACUCAAAUCAAAGCAACUCGACCUGGCCCUGCACAAAAUCGGAUAAAACAGAGAGCGCUGCAGAUAUUGAAGCAAAAACGGAUGAUCGAGCAACAAAGAGAUCAGCUAGAAGGCAUGGCAUGGAACAUGGAACAAGCUUCGUUUGCGCAUGAGAACAUCAAGACAGCCAUCAACACAUCUCAGGCUAUGAAAGGCGGCACAGCAGCUCUCAAGGCCGAGAUGAAGAAUGUGUCCAUCGACGACAUUGAAGACAACCUGGACGACAUGGCGGACCUUCUCGACAUGACCAACGAGAUCCAAGAGGCGAUGGCGAGAAGCUACGGAGUAUCGGACGACAUCGACGAGGCCGAUCUCGACGACGAGCUCGCGGCCAUUGACGAGCAGCUGGCGCUGGACGAUGAGCUCGGCGAGUCGGAAACUCCCGCGUACCUUCAGGAUGAAGUCGCAGCGCCGGAGGCUCCGCAGCCAGCAAGGCCGAUAUCCUCUAACGAGCAGGUUGACGAGUUUGGCCUUCCCAUGGUGGCGAACUAGUCGCCAUGCGCUGAUGCUUGUUUGUAAUAUUUCAAGUGAUAAAUCCUCCUCCCCCCCC